AUGGCAAAUGCAGAUUUGGGAAAUCAAACAUCCAUCACAGAAUUCAUCCUCCUGGGAUUUGGGAACCUCCAGGAACUGCACUUUCUUCUCUUACUGCUGUUUCUAGUGAUCUACAUUGCGACCAUGGGGGGGAACGUCCUCAUCGUUGUGUUAGUUGUGGCUGAUCAGCACCUUCACACACCCAUGUACUUCUUCCUGGGGAACUUGUCCUGCUUGGAGACCUGCUACACCUCCACUAUCCUGCCCAGGGUGCUGGCCAGUCUCCUGACUGGAGACAGAACCAUUUCUGUUAGUGGUUGCAUCACACAAUUUUAUUUCUUUGGUUCUCUGGCAGCUACAGAAAGCUAUCUCCUUGCCAUAAUGUCUUAUGACCGGUAUUUAGCAAUUUGUAACCCCCUGCAUUAUGCAGCCCUUAUGAACAGCAAAUUUUGCCUUCAGCUAAUGGCUAGUUCUUGGAUAAGUGCUUUCUUGGCCAAUUGCUUAGUGAUAUUUUUGGCAUCACAAUUAACUUUUUGCAACUCCAAUGAAAUUCCCCAUUUCUUUUGUGACUUCUCCCCAAUUGUAAAACUCUCCUGCAGUGACACCACCCUCAUUGAACUUCUGACUUUCAUCAUGGCCUUUAUAUUCACAGUGACACCAUUUCUGUUAACCCUGUCAUCCUACGUUUGCAUCAUCACCACCAUCCUGAAAAUCCCAUCCACCAGGGGGAGGCAAAAGGCAUUUUCCACCUGCUCCUCUCACCUCAUUGUGGUGACCAUUUUCUAUGGAACCAUCAUGAUUGUCUACAUGCUCCCAGACACCAAUACACUGCGAGACCUGAACAAAGUGUUCUCUGUCUUCUACACAGUUCUGACUCCUCUGGUCAACCCCCUCAUCUACAGUCUGAGAAACAAAGAAGUACACAAAGCCCUGAGGAGAAAGACUCUCUUUAAGUUUGAUUACCCUAGACCUCGGAGUCGGAGGUGGACUCCUAUCACUCCAGCAGGUCCAGGAGCAGGAGGUCCAGAUCGCGCCGGAGUCAUCAGCCAUCGUGGCCACAGCAGAGGCAGCCAUCAUCCCAAUGGCCCUUUUGGACACCUUGGGCGUACCACCAGAGCCAGGGUCAGGUCCAAGGUCCCGGUUGGCAUCGCUGUCUUCGGCAUCCUUUGUUCCACUGCCUACCGAAGUGCCAGGCCAACUGUUAUAGACAACUGCUCCAGCACCGACCUUUCCAUCAACGGCACCGCCGACGGCUGCAGCUCUGACUCCACUGGCAUUGACGAGGUCAGCACUGCCGGAUCUAGCGGCUCCCACAUAGACCGUGGCAUGGAGGCUCCCACCUCCAGUGGUCUCAGCACCGCAUCCCAUCGAAUACCACGUGCCGAGAGACCCAAGGGGUACUGA
This is a messenger RNA of Chrysemys picta bellii (western painted turtle), 1383 nucleotides long. RefSeq names its product olfactory receptor 11A1-like. Gene Ontology annotation, biological process: G protein-coupled receptor signaling pathway. Gene Ontology annotation, molecular function: odorant binding; G protein-coupled receptor activity; olfactory receptor activity. Lineage: Eukaryota; Metazoa; Chordata; Testudines; Emydidae. The record is from RefSeq and is a predicted model, not a curated record. Gene Ontology annotation, cellular component: membrane.